Molecule: messenger RNA, 1294 nt
Organism: Spinacia oleracea (spinach)
Lineage: Eukaryota; Viridiplantae; Streptophyta; Magnoliopsida; Caryophyllales; Amaranthaceae
Product: TPR repeat-containing thioredoxin TDX
Exons: 10
Coding region: 85-1182 (365 amino acids)
Cellular component (GO): histone deacetylase complex
Molecular function (GO): Hsp70 protein binding; protein dimerization activity
Source: RefSeq, a predicted model, not a curated record
CCAAAUCCCAACCAUUUCCAUUCCUAAUGACCAUAAUUCUUCUUGUUUGAUACUUGAAAGCCAGAGCUUGAAGCAAGUGCGUUAAUGGAGGCCGCGGAUAUUGCAGACCUGAAACUCUUCAUCGAUCACUGCAAAUCAGACCCUUCAAUCCUCCAUAACCCUUCUCUAGGGUACUUCCGGAGCUACAUUGAGAGCCUUGGUGCACGAAUUCCUCCACCACCCAAUUCAAGUACACAUGCAAAGAUUUCCGAUAAUGGGGAUGAGGGUCCGAUUGAAUCUGAUAUAGAUUUGGAUGAGACUGAUGUUGUGGAACCUGAUAAUGACCCUCCACACAUGAUGGGUGAUCCUUCAAUUGAAAAUUCUGAAGAAAAUCACGAUGCAGCUCAGACUUUGAAAUCAAAAGCUGUUGUGGCACUGAGUGAAGGUCAAUUGGACAAAGCUAUAAGUCAUUUGACAGAAGCUGUUACUUUAAAUCCCCAUUCAGCUAUACUCUAUGCAACUAGAGGUGAAGUGUUUGUCAAACUUAAGAAGCCCAAUGCUGCAAUCCGAGAUGCUGAUGCAGCUUUGCAGAAUAAUCCCGACUCAGCAAAAGCAUAUAAAGUACGAGGGAUGGCAAGGGCCAUUCUGGGUCACUGGGAAGAAGCUGCUAAAGAUCUGCGAAUUGCAUCAAAGCUGGAUUACGAUCAGGAGGUCGAUGCUGUCCUGAGAAAGGUUGAAUCAAACGUUCACAAAAUUGUGGCACAUCGUAGAAAAUAUGAACUCUCAAGGAAGGAAAGGGAGUUGAAAAAGAUUGAACUUGAGAAGAAACGACUUGCUGAAGCCCAGGCGGCUCAUCUCAAGUCUUCCUUGAAAGAUGGACAAGUGAUAGCAAUACAGUCAAAAAAUGAGAUAGAUACCAAGUUGAAUGCUGCUGCAAAAUUGAAACGUCUUGUUGUUCUAUACUUCACUGCAACAUGGUGUGGGCCAUGCCGUACAAUUUCACCUGUCUAUUCUACUUUGGCUGCAAAUUAUCCACAAGUUGUCUUCUUAAAAGUGGACAUAGAUGAAGCCAGAGAAGUGGCUUCAACUUGGAAUAUCACCAGUGUUCCUAUCUUCUUUUUCAUCAAGGACAGAAAGGAGAUGGACAAAGUGGUCGGUGCUGAUAAAAGAUCCCUUGAGAGCAAGAUUGUACAGUAUUGCUGAUAAUUGUGUCUAAUUCCGCCUACAAAUGAGUUAAUCAUAUGGUUUUUGUUUAUAGAACAAGAUAUUUUAUAUUUUAAUCAUAUAAUUUAUAAUUGUGGAUCUUGUUUGCUAA